[Candida] anglica is the source of this 2366-nucleotide messenger RNA. NCBI's taxonomy places the organism in Eukaryota, Fungi, Ascomycota, Pichiomycetes, Serinales, Debaryomycetaceae. The record is from the annotation of a GenBank genome assembly.
CUGUAGACGAGUUAGGACUAAAUUUUAUUUGGAACUGUGAGGCAAUUUAUUUAGAUUUGUCUUAUCCCGUUCUGUGUUUCAUGUAUUUUAUAAAAUAAUCAAUUUUUAAUAACUAAAGGUCAAUUUUACAUAUCAUGUCAUAUCAAAAGACUCCCUUGAGAUCAAGAUCUUCAUUAGGAUCUUACUCGACUACCACUGGAAGCGGGUCUUCACUCAGUCGAUCAGGCUCAAAUCCAACCCCUGGUGCUAAACCUCACGUGAAAGUCACAGAUUUAAGAAGACCACCAUCGUCAAGAGGAUUCCAUUCAGGAUCGCCUCAACCUCAACAGAAACAACAAGCUCCUCGCUCUAGACCUGGAUCAGCCAUGGGGUAUUUUUCCGGCGGAAGUAGCAGCAGGCCUCCUACCCCCUCUUUCCAAAGACUAGAACCAUAUACUGGAUCCAUUACUGUAUCCAUUAGACCUAACCCUUACAGUGUACAUCCAUUCCAACCAGCACCUUGGGAUCUUGAUGUUCGAGAAAACUCUAUAUCUAAUAAGCAAGAUCAAUCUUCUUUUUCAUUUGAUAAUGUUUUCCCUGCUGAUGCUUCUACAACCAAUUCUCAUGUAUAUCAAAAGUCAUGUUCUGAAAUAGUUAAGAAAUUUCUUCAUGAAGGUUACAAUGGGACUGUAUUUGCUUAUGGUAUGACAGGAUCUGGGAAGACAUUUUCUAUGCGAGGUGAGAAUCACGAUCCUGGGUUUGUUAAAUUAGCCAUCGAUGAUAUUUUCCAUAUUAUUGAAUCUAAUCUGAUGUCCAAAAUACAAUAUAAAUUAAACGUAUCAUAUUUGGAAAUAUAUAAUGAGAAGAUCAUUGAUUUGUUAUCCACUAAUCCGUCUUCCAACGGUUCAGAUUUAAAAAUUAGAGAUGAUUCAAUGUUUGGGAACAAAAUUGUUGGCAUUACAUCUCCAGAUAUUAUAUCUAAGGAACAAUUACUUCUGCUCAUCAAGAGGGGAGAUACUAAUAGAAAGACUAGCGCAACCGAUUUCAACGCGAGAUCCUCACGUUCACAUUCUAUCCUUCAAUUGAAGUUGACUACAAUAGAUAUCAUGUCAAAUAGUGAACAAAAUGCAACCUUGUCUUUAUGCGAUCUUGCAGGUUCCGAAAGAGCAACUUCAAGUCUUGAGAGAAGAAAAGAAGGUGCGUACAUCAACAAAUCAUUACUUGCCUUAUCUACGGUCAUCAAUAAACUUUCCGCUUCUGCUAGCACCAGUGCCAAUACACCAGCACCACCGCCUUCAUCAGAACAUAUUCCAUAUAGAGAUUCCAAGUUGACAAGGUUAUUACAACCUGCCUUAUCUGGAUCAUCAUUGAUUUCAAUCUUAUGUACUAUCCAUCUUGGUUCAGGAAGUGAAUCAACAAACUCAAAUAAUCAGUUCAUAUCAGAAACUUAUAAUACUUUAAGAUUUGCUGCAAGAGCGAGAAAUAUUGUUAUGAAUGUCCUGAGAAACAAAUCUUCAUCACUUGGUGAAAGCCCAGAGACUCUUAAAUUAAUUGAAGAGCUUAGACGUACAGUAGAAACGCAAAAAACUGAAUUACAAUUAUUACAGAAUCACAAUGGAAUGACAGGCAUACUGAACAAUACAUCAACUGGCUUGACUGAACAGAAUCUUAAGAUUUCACAACUUGAAGGUGAAAAUGCAAUUUUGAAUGAGAAAUUAGAACAUUUAACCAGACUAACAGAUUUACAAAAAACUGAAACAAUUAUUUUGAAAAAUGAUACAUUAAAUGAUUUAUUAGGAUCUGGAAUUGAGAACAACGCACUGCAAGUUAUGAUGUCUAACUUGGAAGAAUUUUACAAACGUGUGAAUUAUGAAAUGGACGAAUACAAGUCAUACAUAAAUCAUUUGGAAAAUCAACUUGAAUUGCAACAUCUGAAAAAUUCACUUUCGAGGGGGAACGAAACAAGCAAGACUCUUAUUGAACCUAGCGUACCCGACCCUGAAAUGGAAGCUGUAUUAAAGGAUCAAGAGGAAGAAAUUUGGCAUCUUAAGGAAUUAAUUAAGGAUAAGGAUCAUAUCAUUAAGAGUUUGACUAAAACCACCAAAUUACGUCGCUUGAUGGAAUCAAACUCAGCUAAUGUACUUGAAAAGUCAGAAGAUCAUGCUCUGAAACGAACAUCAGUGCGAAAUUUAGAUGCAAAUGAUAAGGAAAAUUCAACAUUUGGAGAGUUGAAAUCGUUUAAAAUUAGCGGUUCAAGAUCUCCUGAUAUUGAAGAGAGUUCACGGUUUGUAAUGUAAAUAUAUAGAAUAGUGAGAAAUAAUUGAAAUAUCUAUGAUUGUUCGUAAUAUAAAUAUAUGGUAUGUAUAUCUAAAUAUGUAUUAUUUAUU